This is a messenger RNA of Linum trigynum, 213 nucleotides long. The record is from the annotation of a GenBank genome assembly. Lineage: Eukaryota; Viridiplantae; Streptophyta; Magnoliopsida; Malpighiales; Linaceae.
AUGCAGGACACUGAAUUGGUUGAGAACCCUAAAAUCACUACUCCUAAAGAUGAUGCUGAGAUUCGACGCAACGACAAAGUUUCACAUAUUGUGGUCAACCCUGAAGUCACUACUCUUGAUGAUGAUUUCGAUAUUCCACGCAACGAUGAAGUUUCUCUUGUUGAGCACCCCAAUCUCAAAGAUAUGUUACUACUUUCGAUAUCCAUGGGCUAA